GCUGAAGCAGCCUGGAUGGACUCUGGAGCUAUCUGUACACACUGCUCUAAAACCAGGCGUUUAAACCGGUUUAUUUCGCUGUGUUUAUUCUUUUUCUGGGUGAAAAUUUCAUCUGAAAGCUUUAACGGAGCGAGAUUAAGAGGGUUAGAGUAUGUAUAUUUAGUAUAUACAGUAUUAAAGUGAUAUAAACAGGAUGCAGCAGCAGCAGUUCUACAGCUGUAGCUGUUACUGCACUGAUAACCUGUUUCUACAGGAUUAUAAACUACAUGUUCGGUUCGGUUCUGAGGAGCAGUUCAGGACUGACUACCACAGCAUUCUUCGGUCUCUGGGCUGCUCCACUGAACUCCAGUUCAGCAAUGUUCUCCAAACAAUCCACGCCGAGAUCGAGAGGCGGAGGAAUCUUGAGGCGGACUCAGCUGAAAGGAAAGCGGCCAUUAAGGAAAAGUACAGACCCCUCCACCAACAUGUCUACUGCCUACAGGAAUCCUACCUGACUCCAGAGUUUCUACAAAUUGUAAAAUACUGUCAGUCAGACGGUGCCACUCAGGAGGGACUAAUGAAACUCAUUCACUCAGAGGCAGCUCCCAGGGUGUACCGUUUCCCAAUCUUCACGAAGAAUUUCUGCAGGGAUUUAAUAGAAGAGCUGGAACACUUUGAAGAGUCCGACGCUCCGAAGGGAAGACCGAACACUAUGAACAACUACGGGAUCCUGCUGAAUGAGCUGGGUUUUGAUGAGGGUCUGAUCACCCCUCUGAGGGAGCGUUACCUGCGGCCGCUGAGCGCCCUGCUGUACCCCGACUGCGGGGGGCAGUGGCUGGACAGCCACAAGGCGUUUGUGGUGAAAUACGCCAUGAAUGAAGAUCUGGAUCUCAGCUAUCACUACGACAACGCCGAGGUCACGCUCAACGUCUCACUCGGGAAAGACUUCACCGAGGGGAACUUAUACUUCGGAGACAUGAAGGAGGUUCCUCUGAGUGAGACGGAGUGUGCGGAGGUGGAGCACCGUGUGACGGAGGCUGUUCUCCACCGGGGGCAGCAGAUGCACGGAGCGCUGCCCAUCUCCUCCGGCCUGCGCUGGAACCUCAUCAUCUGGAUGAGGGCGUCUCGUCACAGGAACCGCCUGUGCCCCAUGUGCGGCCGGACCCCCAGACUGCAGCCCAGCCGGGGCCACGGGGACGGCUUCACCGCGGGGGCCGGAGACGCUGACGGCUGGAGCUGUGCUCUGACCUGACCUUACCAUGUUUUUAUUAUUAUAGCUGAGUAUAAUUUGUGUGCUGUGUGCCUUAGAUCAUAUCAGUUAAUCAUAAUUCAUAACGAAGAAAUGAUCAUCUGUGUAAUGUACAUUUUACAGAAUUUAAAAGCUAUUUAUUUUGGACAGUAAA
Messenger RNA from Astyanax mexicanus (Mexican tetra), 1382 nucleotides. RefSeq names its product 2-oxoglutarate and iron-dependent oxygenase domain containing 2 (gene ogfod2). The transcript has 7 exons. The record is from RefSeq and is a predicted model, not a curated record. Bases 194 to 1231 code for a protein of 345 amino acids. NCBI's taxonomy places the organism in Eukaryota, Metazoa, Chordata, Actinopteri, Characiformes, Acestrorhamphidae. Gene Ontology annotation, molecular function: oxidoreductase activity, acting on paired donors, with incorporation or reduction of molecular oxygen; iron ion binding; L-ascorbic acid binding.